Molecule: messenger RNA, 456 nt
Organism: Paracoccidioides lutzii Pb01
Exons: 1
Coding region: 1-456 (151 amino acids)
Source: RefSeq, a predicted model, not a curated record
AUGGCUCUACUUCCAAGGUUUGAUCGUUAUUCAUCUCAUAAAGUGAUGGGAGCGGCGUGGACAUGGAGAGCAUGGUAUGGCCACGGGCAAUGUAACGGCGGAGAUAAAGGGGGAAAAGGGCCUGUUAGUUACAAGCUCUCUAUUAUUAGUUAUCCCCGCAUUUUGGCAAACACUGCCACUCUCGUCAUCACGGUAUGUACGUAUAUACCCUCUGUCCGCGAGGUUGGGACGGGAGAUCAGCAAGCCGCAGUAUUUGGGGAGUGUGAGAAGCUUCGAGAACAACCCGGCAUUGGUAACAGAGAACACGCAACGCCUCUCCGGAUUGGCUUGGAAAGCCGGCGGCUGUCAUGGACGCGGCGAUGUGCAGAAUAUGUGUCGUUAAACAUCUCGCAGCGCGGGUUGGACAAGAAAGAGGCUCAGGAGAUUUCAAUCCUACAAACUCAAACUCCUCACUAA